AUGUAUUUAAGAGAGGGCUUCGAUGUGCACACACUUACCGACCGAUCCGAUUAUAGUAUCCUCUCGGAGCUCGUAGAUGGGUCUCCUGCUAUCCCCGCCUACAGCGACAGCGAGAUAGACGCAUCGGUGUACCACAGCUUCUCAUUCGAUUACCCGCGAUCCUACUCUUCUGUGUUUGGGCAAGGAACAGACUUCCUCGAGUUCAAAGAGGUCACAAGAACGGUCGACGACGGGAUCUAUGACCCCGCAGUCCUGCUCGAUCACACCGUGGACCCCUGCCUGGCCACUGAUCUGCCCUACUCCAACUACGGCCACAACCCUGCAAGUACCGGUAUCAGUGUCAAUACCUUGUAUGCCAGAGACCAGCCUCCAGGAUCGCGCAGCACCACGACCCUCUCGCCUUCCAUGAUUAGAACUGAGAGCUCAUCUAGGAUCUCUGCAGCCACCCCGCCGGUCCCCACGCUUCUGCGGUCUAUCGACUCCAUAAGCAACUUCACUUCACUUCCCACUCUGGCACAGCCAGCCACUGCAAAAGCUGCUACAAAGCCUGAGGCCGCCGAUGUGAAGCCCGGGACGGAGACUAAAGCUCGACCCCCUCCCAAGUCGUCUGUGCCGGCUCCGCUGCAGAUGAAGAAGCCGGUAAAGCAUGCGUCCCGCUCUCUGAACAACAAGUCUCAGUACAAGUUCCCAGGGACUCCCGAGGUGCUGAAACGCUCCAUCCAGCUGAUCUACCGUGCCUUGCGAGAGCUGAGGCCUGCUGCCAAAAUUCCCGGGAACGUGAUGGACUCUCUUGCGCAGCGAGCGGACACACACGUCUACAUCCUCGCGCAGGACAGGAGGCUCUUCCACUGGCUCGAGACAGAGCACCCCAAGGACGUGAUUCAAGCGCUCCUAAGAAUCGAGGGCCUGGACAGCGAAAUGAAGUCGAGGCUGGCGGCGCUUUUCGCUGGCAAUUGA
This is a messenger RNA of Giardia duodenalis, 957 nucleotides long. RefSeq lists its product as uncharacterized. The transcript has a single exon. The record is from RefSeq and is a predicted model, not a curated record. Bases 1 to 957 code for a protein of 318 amino acids. NCBI's taxonomy places the organism in Eukaryota, Fornicata, Diplomonadida, Hexamitidae.